Carcharodon carcharias (great white shark) is the source of this 5956-nucleotide messenger RNA. RefSeq names its product phosphatidate phosphatase LPIN2-like. Gene Ontology annotation, biological process: triglyceride biosynthetic process; positive regulation of transcription by RNA polymerase II; fatty acid catabolic process. Gene Ontology annotation, molecular function: transcription coactivator activity; phosphatidate phosphatase activity. The transcript is spliced from 20 exons. Bases 186 to 3023 code for a protein of 945 amino acids. Gene Ontology annotation, cellular component: nucleus; endoplasmic reticulum membrane; cytosol. Lineage: Eukaryota; Metazoa; Chordata; Chondrichthyes; Lamniformes; Lamnidae. The record is from RefSeq and is a predicted model, not a curated record.
CCCUCUUGAGGAGGUUGUGUUGAGCUCGGAUUCACCCCCCCACUCCCCCAGUACCGUUGUCCUAGUCACCGGUCGCAGUUCCCGUGGACAGUCUCACUCACACCUGGAGAAAAGCCUUCUCUCCCCAGUUGCGGCGCGGCUGAGGGAACUUUGGCCAAGCUGUCGUUUCUUGGGUGUCCCAAACCAUGAAUUAUGUUGGACAGUUGGCUGAGCAGGUGUUUGUCACAGUGAAGGAGCUGUACAAAGGAUUGAAUCCAGCCACAUUGACAGGAUGUAUUGAUGUCAUAGUAGUGAGACAGCCGGAUGGCACAUACCAUUGUUCACCCUUUCAUGUCCGUUUUGGGAAGCUUGGGGUAUUGCGAUCGAAAGAGAAGGUGGUGGACAUUGAAAUCAAUGGUGAACCAGUAGAGCUGCAGAUGAAACUUGGAGACAAUGGAGAGGCUUUUUUCGUGGAAGAAACUGAGAAAGAUGAGGGUGUUGUUCCCACACACUUAGCAACAUCACCGAUUCCAGUUGAAGGAGCUUAUUUUACAAGGGAACCAGAUUUGACUAGUCCUGAUUUUAUUCAGAAUCAGGAUUUACCAAGUGGCGCAGAAAUUGAUAACACUGUAAAUAACACUUCAGCCAAAAAGAAAAGACGUCGAAAAAGGAAGCACAAACCAGAGAAUUCAAAGAAGGAUGACCAGGAGUCCUCUUCAGAUGAGCAAGAUAUACUUGACAUGGACUUUAAUUCAGAGGAGCAACUGCGAUGUGUAGCUACAAACAGUGAAAUGUAUAAUUUAUUUUCUGAGUUACCCAACGAAGAUUCAAGCACUUACCAUUCACGUGAAAUCUAUCCGUAUUCAGAUGGUGAAUGGUCUUCUGUUGAAAGCCAUUCUUACAACAGACUUUCAUCACCAAAAAGUGACUCAGAAUUGGUUGUAAAAUCACAUGAAGGAUCCCUUAUGGGAACAGAGUCUCGGAUGCAGUGGACAUGGGGAGGUUUUCCACAGGUCAGUAAAAUGGAAAAAUCUGAGCAACCAAGAGUAGCUACUAUCACACCUUCUGAGCAUACACAUUUUCGAGUCAUCGUGGACAGCAGCGUAGCAGAUGCAACUGCUUGUGAUUCCUUUGCAAACAACAAUGUUAUAACUAUUUUCAAACCUCAGCCUCGAACUCAAAGAAGCCCUGCAUUGCUUGAAACAUCCAUGGAACAGACUGCUCCAUCCCCAGCAGAGCCAGCUUUUAUAGAAGACACCUCCUGGUCAUUGGAGCACACAGAAGUUGUGACAGAGAAUUUAGCAUCAAAUAUUGCUGCCCGAACGUCACUAUCAGAAACGACUGAAAUAUGUACGUCAGAAGCCCAAAACGUUGAAAUCUUUCAAUCCACUUCUCAGCCAGAACAUGAAAGCCCAGCCAUUUUAGAAAGCAGUAAUAAUCCAGCCCAACAGACAUUAAACCUAGAUGCCAGUGUAAAAACAGAAGAAAUAGAUAAAAAGAAAGGUGGACCUAAAAGAAACCAACAUCUGGGCCCUUGUGAUAUUUAUUUGGAUGACCUACAAAAGUUGGAUCCUAAUAUUGCGGCUCUGUAUUUCCCAAAGAGUGAACAGGACUCUGGUUCUAAGCAGUUGAAUGAACCUGGUACACAUUCAGAGUCUCAAUCUCCGCAAUCAGUAGGAAGUGCAGGUGCAGAUAGUGGCACAGAGUAUUUGUCUGAUUCAGCAGGCGAACUACCAGAUGUAAAUCUCUCCCUGUGUGGUGGUCUCAGUGAUAACAAUGAGAUUUCCCAAGGGAAAUUUGUGCAGCACAUGGUCACAUACCAGGACCUGGUUGAAAAUCCUGGAAUUAUUGAUGAUCCAAAUUUGGUUAUUGGAAUAAAUAAAAAAUAUUACAACUGGGCAGUUGCUUCUCCCAUGAUUCUCUGCAUUCAAGCUUUUCAGAAGAGCUUACCCAAGGCUACUAUAGAUAAGCUGGUAAAGGAAAAGAUGCCAAAAAAGACUGGCGGGUGGUGGUUCUCCUGGCGCAGAAAAAACUCUGCAGUAAAAGAGCCAGAAUCCAGUAUCAAAAAAGGUGAAGAUCAGAAUGAAAAUGAAACUAAACAAGCUAGCUUACUUGAAGGUUGCAGGCCUAAAGAAGAGUUAACUUCUAGUGACGAUGACUUCAGCGCCAUCAAGGACCGCCCAAAGCCAGGUUGUAAAUGUCGAGAUUCCCCUUGUCAAAGCAGUACGCCUACAUACAAAAAAUCCCUGAGGCUGUCCUCAGAAAAACUAAAAAGUUUAAAUCUAAAGGAUGGCCCAAAUAAUGCAGUGUUCAGUGUGACAACUCAAUAUCAGGGAACCUGUCGUUGUGAAGGUACCAUUUACCUCUGGAACUGGGAUGAUAAGGUUAUUAUAUCUGAUAUUGAUGGGACAAUAACAAAAUCCGAUGCUUUAGGCCACAUUUUGCCACAGCUGGGAAAGGAUUGGACCCACCAGGGCAUUGCAAAACUCUACCAUAAGAUACAUCAGAAUGGCUACAAAUUUCUUUACUGCUCUGCCCGCGCAAUAGGAAUGGCAGAUAUAACCAGAGGAUACUUACACUGGGUUAAUGACAGAGGUACUGUACUUCCCAGAGGACCUCUUCUGCUGGCGCCAAGUAGUUUGUUUUCAGCAUUACACAGGGAAGUAAUUGAGAAGAAACCAGAAGUGUUCAAAAUUCAUUGCUUGAAUGACAUCAGGAAUCUAUUUAAUCCACAUAGGUGUCCAUUUUAUGCUGCUUUUGGAAACAGGACUAAUGAUGCUUAUGCAUACAAACAAGUCAGAGUCCAAGAAAGCAGGAUUUUCAUAGUGAAUCCCAAAGGAGAAUUAAUUCAGGAACAAACCAAGAGCAACAAGUCAUCGUAUCCACGGUUGGGUGAAUUAGUGGAACAUGUAUUUCCACUAAUAGCACAAGAAAGAAGCUCAGCUUUUCUUUACCCUGAAUACAGUCAUUUUGCAUUUUGGCGGGAACCACUUUGCGAACUUGAUGCAGAUGAGCUCAAUGAACUUAAAAUCACUAAAGAAUAAUGGGACUUUGCGAGAACUGAGAGCAACACAUAGGCAUAUCAGUGCCUUCAAUUCUAAUAUAGCACAUUGUGAUCUGUAACUUCUGAUUUGAAGUCCAAUGAUGUGGAGAAUCUAUAACCUGUUUAACAGUUAAAGUACUAGUUGUAAGUAUUAUUCCAAGUUAAAUCAAGUGGGGUUUCAGUAGGUGCCACUUGUGACCAGUCUCGUGUUACUGUUUCUCCAUCUAACUGCAAUCGGAAAGUUCAGAUUACAGGUAAAGCACUUUGCACGCUAAAGACUCGAGAUAUAAAUGAAGAUAUGUUAUAGACUGCAAAUCCUUUGAAAAGCCAUUGUGCUUAUGGCACAGCACUUUCAUCUCUAUGGGAGAAUUCCCAUAUUUUAUUGUAUUUCUGUGAGGAUGCAGACGACAAUCUCUUAUUUCCUAAUUUAUAGAUUUUCCAGUCUCCAUCAAAACUGGAAAAUUGAUGCAAUUCUCAUGCAGAACACUUGUUUCUGAAGUUAACUCCUCUUCAUUGCUCCCAUGUCUCACAAUAGUGGACCACUUUAGUGCAAUGGAGCCUUUUGGCGAUGCAUGGAUAUCUAAAUAAGCUGUGCCUAAAAGUAGCAUAAAAGAGGCUGCCUUACAUGGAUGGGACUGAGAAGGGUUGACAUAGAAAUCAAGCAGUCAAAUCUUUGGGAGAGACUUUGAUUUAUUUUUGUUUGAACUGAGCAGAAGCCUGCAAAUGGAGUGAGAUUGAGUAACUGGAGGUCUUAGAAAAUUGGGGGAACAAAUUGGAUUAGAGAUGAUUAGAAACCUGGCCAUGAACAAGAGAUGGGAAGCUGGAAUGAGGCAGUUGGCCACUAGAAAUGUAGAUGUAAGGCAGACCAAAAUGACAGUAAGUGCGGGAGUCAUAAUGCCUGACUGCAGACUGGAAUCUAGAGCUUUUCUCAUGUUGCAAUAGUACAGCACAAAGCAAAGAAGAAAAUUAAUAGAAAAUAAAACAAAUCUACAGCAGUGGUAAGCAAAAAGGCAUGACAUAAAAGAAGAUUAUGUCUUGCUCACCUUUUAAAUAGUUUUGUAGGGCCUGCUGAGUAUUUGCUUCCUUUUGGUCUGCCUCUCAAAAAGGAGUUCAGAGUAAUUGUAGUAAAUUUUAAGCUACACAAUAUGAUGGCACAUCUUUAUAAAAAAAAACUUUAUUCAUUCCUUUUUAAAGCUGUAGAACAAUAGCCCUGAUAUAUCUCAUGUAAUUGUAUGGCAAGGAGGGACAUGCGGUCUGAGAAUUUUUGCCAGUGGACACUAACUUUACUAAAUUUGGCAAAGGCAAAGAUCUCUAUUCAUUUUGAUUUUCUUUUUAGACUGACCAUUUAUAGCAGAUUCAAAUUCAAUCAAUUUUUCUUUUGUUUGGUGCCGUUUUUCAGUUAUAAAUAAAAUACUGCAUUUCCCUAUCUGGUGUUUUGGCAGAAAACAGCUUCCACAACAAGUUUGGCAAGUUGUAUGCUACACAUUUACUCUGGUGUGGAAGCAGUGAAAUUACACUUAAAUAGAUCCUAUAGUACAAAUGAGCAGUAAGCCAUAAAGAUCUUUUUAUGCAAGAUGUUAUAACAUUUUAGAUCAACAUGUUUAAUGAACAUACUGAUCCAUGGUUUGUGUGGUAUAAAUUUGAUUGUGGUGCAAACCCAGUGUGAAAACUCUUUUGAUAAAAAUGCUACUGAAAUGUGAAGCAGGAUGGGAACUUAAGCUAAUUAGCUCACAACUGCCAAUCAAAAACUUGCAAGCUUAAAUCCUUGAACUAACCUCAGUUACAGAGACUGCUUGAAUGAGCUAUGAGAUGAAGUGUCAUGUGAAAAGGAAGAAUUUAAUAUUGUAAACAACAAAAAAAAUGCUGUUCCUCCUGCCUAAACCUUUUGGUUUAGUUUGGUGCUAGCGAUUAUGCAGCCAUUAAGACCACAAUUCAAUUCUUUGUUGGGGCUAGGCUCAUGAUAGUGAGACAUCUGUGAGAGGGAAGCAGAAAAAUCUUAUAAUGCAACUGUGCAGUUUUGGAACAGUUAUUACACAGGGGUUUGAAAGACUGGUACUUUUCUGUUAUUUCACUUUAUAAAUGCAAAAUAUGUUGGGUUGCGUUUUGAUCUAAAUGGAGAAGUUAUAUUGUUACCAUUCAGCAAGUACUGAUUGGACAUUAGUAGAACAGACCAUUUGAAAUGUAUGUUCUUUCUGUGAAAGUUCAAACAUUUGCAAAGAAUCACAUUUUAGCUAAUUUUUUUUUCUAUUUUAACUACGCUGCACGUACUCCCUGUGUGAAUGAGCUGAGUUUUUUUUAUGGGUUUGGUUUUUUUCGUAAGGCACAAAUCACAUAGCAGAUGUUCAUUGAUGUAACUCUCCUGCUCUGGAUCAGGGUCAAAGCACAGUGUAGCAUAGAAAGCAAAUGCUUACAAGUAAUAGCUCUCUUAACUGGCCUGGAAAAUAUUUUGCUUCUUGAACAGUAGUGCAAGAUAAUUUAUUAAACCAUCAGUUCUAUGGGAGUUUCUUUUUUGCAGUUAUGAAUAUUGGUUAAAAUAGACACAAUCUUAAAUGGUAAGCAGUCUACAUGCUCAAUAUUCAUAUUUGUGAUCAAAAUUAAGAUUGUUGUUCUUUAGCAUGUUAAAAUAAGUCUUAAGUGCAAAUUCAGAAAAUCACUCCAUAAUCAACCUGUAAUAUGGUGUUGAAAAAGUAGCAGUAUUCCAAAUAUAUUUGAUUUGCCACAUUGAAGUUAUUAUAAUUUAUAUAAUUAUUAAAGUGAAUGUGUUUCAAAUAUCACUGUUGAAUAUUUCUUAAGUAUACCUAAGGUGGAAUUUUCACGGCAGGGCCGGAAAAAAAACCAUUCAAAAGCCCAUUGACUUUGGCAGGAUUGGAAAAUCCCCCUGGCGGGAAGGGCCGUAAAUUUCCGUCCCAAGAGUAAUUAAAGAAAUGAAAUUAA